Messenger RNA from Oncorhynchus kisutch (coho salmon), 5216 nucleotides. RefSeq names its product actin-related protein 2-A-like. The record is from RefSeq and is a predicted model, not a curated record. The coding region runs from base 86 to 1285 and encodes 399 amino acids. The transcript has 10 exons. Lineage: Eukaryota; Metazoa; Chordata; Actinopteri; Salmoniformes; Salmonidae.
GAUGCCAAGACAGUCUGGGUGGUGACUUCCGGCUUGCUGAAGAAAGUUGAGCUGGGGAGGUUUGCUGGCUCCUGGGUUUUGCAAAAUGGAUAGCCAGGGAAGGAAAGUGGUGGUUUGUGACAAUGGAACCGGGUUUGUGAAGUGUGGCUAUGCAGGCUCCAACUUCCCCGAGCACAUCUUCCCUGCCUUGGUGGGCAGGCCAAUCAUUCGCUCCACAGCCAAAGUGGGCAACAUUGAGAUUAAGAAUAUUGAGAAGAUGGACCUGAUGGUGGGCGACGAGGCCAGCGAGCUGCGCUCCAUGCUAGAGGUCAACUACCCCAUGGAGAACGGCAUCGUCAGGAACUGGGACGACAUGAAGCACCUGUGGGACUACACCUUCGGGCCUGAGAAGCUCAACAUCGACUCCAGGAACUGCAAGAUCCUGCUCACCGAGCCGCCCAUGAACCCCACCAAGAACCGAGAGAAGAUCAUUGAGGUGAUGUUUGAGACGUAUCAGUUCUCAGGGGUCUACAUUGCUAUCCAGGCUGUGCUGACGCUCUACGCCCAAGGCCUGCUGACAGGUGUUGUGGUGGACUCUGGGGACGGUGUGACACACAUCUGUCCGGUGUACGAGGGCUUCAGCUUGCCCCAUCUGACACGACGCCUGGACAUCGCUGGGAGGGACAUAACCCGCUACCUCAUUAAGCUGUUGUUGCUGAGAGGCUAUGCGUUCAACCACUCGGCGGACUUUGAGACGGUGCGUAUGAUGAAGGAGAAGCUGUGCUACGUGGGUUACAACAUCGAACAGGAGCAGAAACUGGCUCUGGAGACCACCGUGCUGGUCGAGUCCUACCAGCUCCCAGACGGCAGGGUGAUCAAGGUGGGAGGGGAGCGUUUCGAGGCUCCAGAGGCUUUGUUCCAGCCCCAUCUCAUCAACGUAGAGGGAGUCGGGGUGGCAGAGCUGCUCUUCAACACUAUCCAUGCAGCAGACAUCGACACCAGGUCUGAGUUCUAUAAACACAUAGUGUUGUCAGGUGGAUCCACCAUGUAUCCAGGUCUUCCAUCUCGACUAGAGAGGGAGCUCAAACAGCUCUACCUGGAACGCGUGCUGAAAGGCGACGUGGACAAACUCUCGAAAUUUAAGAUCCGCAUCGAGGACCCGCCGCGGCGUAAGCACAUGGUGUUCCUGGGCGGGGCCGUGCUGGCGGACAUCAUGAAGGACAAAGAUAACUUCUGGCUGACCAGGGAGGAGUACCAGGAGAAAGGUGUCAGGGUGCUGGAGAAACUGGGAGUCACUGUCAGAUAAAGACCUCCACAAUGUUAAAGACACCACACACAAACACACACACAAACACACACACACACACACACACACACACACACACACACACACACACACACACACACACACACACACACAGCCAAAUAUUCACCCAAACACUGAAGGGUCAUCAUAGAGAAGCACCUAGAAUGUUGUAUGUGUAAAACACACAGACACGGUUUCCUCCCCCAUGGCAGACUAGAUAUCUAUUUAUCCUUCUUCCUCUUCUAAACAACAGAAUCACAGCAUCACCGUAGGGAGUGAUGACGCCCUCCUUCCUCUCCUCCUGUCGUCUGAUGGCCUAGUAUAGUUUAGCUAAGGGUUGGUAGUAGAGUUCAGGACAUCACUCCUCUAGCCCUCCUCUCCUCCUGUCUUCUGAUGGUCUAGUAUAGUUUAGCACAGGGUUGGUAGUAGAGUUCAGGACAUCACUCCUCCAGCCCUCCUCUCCUCCUGUCUUCUGAUGGCCUAGUAUAGUUUAGCUAAGGGUUGGUGGUAGAGUUCAGGACAUCACUCCUCCAGCCCUCCUCUCUUCCUGUCUUCUGAUGGUCUAGUAUAGUUUAGCACAGGGUUGGUAGUAGAGUUCAGGACACCACUCCUCCAGUCCUCCUCUCCUCCUGUCUUCUGAUGGCCUAGUAUAGUUUAGCACAGGGUUGGUAGUAGAGUUCAGGACACCACUCCUCCAGUCCUCCUCUCCUCCUGUCUUCUGAUGGCCUAGUAUAGUUUAGCACAGGGUUGGUAGUAGAGUUCAGGACACCACUCCUCCAGUCCUCCUCUCCUCCUGUCUUCUGAUGGCCUAGUAUAGUUUAGCACAGGGUUGGUAGUAGAGUUCAGGACACCACUCCUCCAGUCCUCCUCUCCUCCUGUCUUCUGAUGGCCUAGUAUAGUUUAGCACAGGGUUGGUAGUAGAGUUCAGGACACCACUCCUCCAGCCCUCCUCUCCUCCUGUCUUCUGAUGGCCUAGUAUAGUUUAGCACAGGGUUGGUAGGAAUUUUGAUAGAGUUCAGGGUGGAUAUCAAGUCUCCCGAAGAAAGAUUUUCACAACACGGUGAAAGCAAUAUGGUGGAAAGUUAGUCAAGGAGUCUAUUUCCACACUAUGCUAUUUUUUUCUGGACUAGUGCAGAUCAGGGUUGAGGUCAAUUUCAGUUUAGAUAUUUCUUUUUUUAAAGAAAGUGAAAACUGAAUUGUCCCCAACCUUAAAGCAGAUGAGGAGACGAGGAGAACAACGUUAGACUAUUGAGACCCACCCCUAGAACAGUUAAACCUCUCCUUACCAAUCACUUCAAACUUCCCUGUCCUCUUCAGGAGUCGCUAGAAGCUGUCCCUAAUCGCUGAUGCAGGGUCAGAUGGUAUCAUAGAGGAGUCGCUAGAAGCUGUCCCUAAUCGCUGAUGCAGGGUCAGAUGGUAUCAUAGAGGAGUCGCUAGAAGCUGUCCCUAAUCGCUGAUGCAGGGUCAGAUGGUAUCAUAAAGGAGUCGCUAGAAGCUGUCCCUAAUCGCUGAUGCAGGGUCAGAUGGUAUCAUAAAGGAGUCGCUAGAAGCUGUCCCUAAUCACUGAUGCAGGGUCAGAUGGUAUCAUAAAGGAGUCGCUAGAAGCUGUCCCUAAUCGCUGAUGCAGGGUCAGAUGGUAUCAUAAAGGAGUCGCUAGAAGCGGUCCCUAAUCGCUGAUGCAGGGUCAGAUGGUAUCUCAUUUCCCAAAUGGUUAAAGGGAUAGUGUGAGAUUUUGGCAAUUAAGACUUUUUUUUCAGAUGAACUUGUGGACACCAAAACAGGCUGAAGUUUCAGGCAGUCUUUUCAAACAGCUCUAAAAGGGCAUCAUCAUUAUUUUAACAUUUUUCACAGUAUUAUUCCAUCCUCAUAGUAUGGAAAUAGAUUAUCAUAUUUUUUUUUUAACAAGUAAAUCUCUUUUUUUUCACUGCACGGGUCCUUUAAGGUCAGGGUACGGUUAGGGUUGACUGAUCCUAAAUAUGUGGUUAUUUAGAGGUAACCUACCAUACGUUUUUAAGGACGUCACAAUCAGGAUGCAUCUCACACAGGCAUUGGCCAGUCCAGUAUACACACACACCUAGUAUUCAUGGAGAACUGAUCCUGUUUUUAUAUGAUGUUUUGUUUUGUAUAUCAUGAUUGAUUAAUUUCUCUUUUUGGGAGAGGGAUGUCUUGAUUCUUCUGUUGGAUGUAUACAGAUCCUCUUUAUCUUAGUUAUUUUAUGUUAUUUUUUACAAAAUGUCCUUUUUUUGUGGUGCACGACCAUUUUAAAAUGGAGCAUAUGUCAUAUGAAACUUCCUCCUUGCUUUUAAUGAAGAAUUGAUGAUGAUGAUGAGUGAGGAUAGUGAAGAUGAUUAUAAGGGACAUGACCCCCUGACCUUAGUGACGGUAGUAGGGUUCAAAGGUCGGGGGUUCAGGAGUGGGGUUGUGUGAGGGUCAUGAUAUAAAAAAAAAAACAUGGUUCAAUCUGAAAGUUGUACUUAUGAGGUCUGUUCCAGUCGAGCUGCACACAACAACCAAUGGUUAUACGCCACGUCAUGGACUUCACAGUCGGGUAUCAGAUUGACUAUACAGUCACACCAGGCAGACAACCAAUGGUUAUACGCCACGUCAUCGACUUCACAGUCGGGUAUCAGAUUGACUAUACAGUCACACCAGGCAGACAACCAAUGGUUAUACGCCACGUCAUCGACUUCACAGUCGGGUAUCAGAUUGACUAUACAGUCACACCAGGCAGACAACCAAUGGUUAUACGCCACGUCAUCGACUUCACAGUCGGGUAUCAGAUUGCUACAUCCUAUGGUAUCUGUUUCCCAGACACAGAUUUGUCCUGGACUAAACAUUCUCCAUGGAGAUUUUUCAUUGGAAUACAUUUUGAAUCAGGUACCAGACUUAAUCUGUCUGGUUAACUGGACCUAGAUGUGGUCAGCUGAUAUGUUAAACACCUAUCCAGCCAAUGAAGGUUUAAUCUGUCCGGUUAACUGGACCUAGAUGUGGUCACCUAUCCAGCCACUGGAGGGUUAAUCUGUCUGGUUAACUGGACCUAGAUGUGGUCACCUAUCCAGCCACUGGAGGGUUAAUCUGUCUGGUUAACUGGACCUAGAUGUGGUCACCUAUCCAGCCACUGGAGGGUUAAUCUGUCUGGUUAACUGGACCUAGAUGUGGUCACCUAUCCAGCCACUGGAGGGUUAAUCUGUCUGGUUAACUGGACCUAGAUGUGGUCACCUAUCCAGCCACUGGAGGGUUAAUCUCUCUGGUUAACUGGACCUAGAUGUGGUCACCUAUCCAGCCACUGGAGGGUUAAUCUGUCUGGUUAACUGGACCUAGAUGUGGUCACCUAUCCAGCCACUGGAGGGUUAAUCUCUCUGGUUAACUGGACCUAGAUGUGGUCACCUAUCCAGCCACUGGAGGUGUAAUCUCUCUGGUUAACUGGACCUAGAUGUGGUCACCUAUCCAGCCACUGGAGGGUUAAUCUCUCUGGUUAACUGGACCUAGAUGUGGUCACCUAUCCAGCCACUGGAGGGUUAAUCUCUCUGGUUAACUGGACCUAGAUGUGGUCACCUAUCCAGCCACUGGAGGGUUAAUCUCUCUGGUUAACUGGACCUAGAUGUGGUCACCUAUCCAGCCACUGAAAGCGUAAUCAGCCUGGAACAUGUCCUCUGAGACGUAGUAAAAAGCUGGUAUUUAAGUUCACUAGUCCGGCUCUCACCAUCACAACAUGAUGUAUGUUGGAGACACUUCUCCCCCCCCAACACAAGCCUAAUAUAAUAUUUGUUGUUUUCAUAAAUGUUCUAUCCAGUGCCAAGAGCAGUGAUUGUUAUCUGGAUCUUUCAUCUUUUUAUUUGAUGUUUCUGUCUGGUCUUUUUAUUUUCUUAUUGUUCAUAGUGUAACUGCCUAACGUCGCUGAUUUAAAUAAAGUAAAUUGAUUUAUAAGUAA